AUUCUAGACAAAAUCAAACGAACAGCUUAGUCUUACUAAAUCCAAAAUUACACAAGAUGAGUAGUGAUGUGAUCCAAAAACCAUUAAAACAAGUAAACUCAGAAAAUGAAAACCUAAAAGCGAAUGAUACCGAGAUAAACCGUGAAGACAAACACUGGUCAAAAAUAUCAAGCUACAAUCUAAGAGGAAUUAAAAGAAGUGAGAAUAGUACACACGUAACUGGAAAAAAUUCUUGCAUUGAAACUGAUUUUAAACGCGAAAUGAAACGUUAUUAUGUCGGACUAAAACAGAAUCUUGAUAGAAUUGAUAGAAAUCAAGAAGAGGUUGCAAUCAAAAUGAAUCGUUUAUACAGAGAGUCACGAAAGUUAGCCAGAAGAAGUAGAAAUGAGAAGAAACAAAGUUUUAGAAUCAAUCGAAGACAUUCUACUAAAUAUAAAAAAGAAGAUUCACGUGUGGAAGAAGAAAGGCAAAAAGACAAGGAAUCAUAUGACCACUUAGAUGAAGAAAUUACAGAAGAAGCAGAGAUAACAAAUCAGCUUAUAUUAUCACCAUGGUUACCAGUUAUUCAUCCAAACAAAAUUGUAUGUUUAACCUCCAAUGCAAACAGUUCAGCUGAGACAGAAAGAGAAAGUAAAGAUGAGGUGAAAACAGAACUGGUCAAACCGGAUGUAUCAAAAUGGCUCACAGAAAUUAAAGAGGAAAAAAAUGAUGCAAGUGGAGAAGAACAAGAACCAAUCAAAACUCCACAGAUAGAUAUUUCAGCUGUUCAAAACCAACAAAGAUGUAAAUAUUCCAUUCAUGCAGGUGGAUAUACUCGUCGAAGUAUCAACUAUUCACUUAUCAAGCAUAAAGAAAGUCACUUAUCACAUUUGAAAGCAGCACUGAGUGAAAAACCAAUAGCGUAUUUGUGGAAGAAUAAAUCUUCAACAUCUCAUGGAUAUGCAAAGUUAACAGGUUCAAAGUUCCAGAAUUUCGACUUACAAGCAAAACGUUGUAUACCUGGUUCUGUUGGUGGUGCAUCCAACUAUUUCUUGGAGGCGACUGCUUUGCCUAAACCAGCUCUGGUUCGAUUCCCCCCGCCAACUAGUAUGCAUGAGUAUAAACGGAAAAAAAUGUUGGUUAUAGAGAAAGAGCAUAUGCAAAACAGCUUGUUUCGUUUGAGCCAAGUGAUUGAAGAGAUGAAAAGAAUUUUAGAAAGUCAAAAGCUAAUGGCUGCAUUGAAGUUUUUAUUGGCAUCCACAAUGAAAGACAAUAGUAAAGACGGUACACGGCAGAAUUAACGAACGAUCAG
Heterobilharzia americana is the source of this 1291-nucleotide messenger RNA. The record is from the annotation of a GenBank genome assembly. NCBI's taxonomy places the organism in Eukaryota, Metazoa, Platyhelminthes, Trematoda, Strigeidida, Schistosomatidae.